Molecule: messenger RNA, 1350 nt
Organism: Pieris brassicae (large cabbage white)
Lineage: Eukaryota; Metazoa; Arthropoda; Insecta; Lepidoptera; Pieridae
Exons: 5
Coding region: 308-1174 (288 amino acids)
Source: RefSeq, a predicted model, not a curated record
UUACAAUGUGUUCACACCUUGGUACAACCAAGUUGAUUAAAAAUGAUUACAAAAAACAAACUCGUUAAUAGUUUAAUUAAUUUAACAUAAUUGUGUUUUUAUAAUUAGUCUUCAAAGAUUUUGGUUGUGGGUAGUUCAGUUGUAUCUUGGUUUAUAGCAACCCUGUUGACAUGACGAGACACAUUAACUUAUCUUAUGCUUAGUAUACUUAUUCAACAAUAUUAUUAAAUAGUGAUAGUGGUAUCGGAUUUAACCCAAACGGAGAAAAUGUUGCGUUUGGUUUUUAUAACUUUAUUCGUUUUAACAAAUGUGUUUAGCUUAUAGGACUUUUGAUGUGGACGGCGAGGAAACUAUAUUGGCUUUUGAAAAUGAGAAAAUUCAUAUUGGAUGCAAAUCGGAUUAUCCCAUGACUUACUGCGGUUUUGUCGAUCCGUAUGGAAAGCGAUACUCAUUUACAGAUUUGGCUGUACAUGACGGUAAAUGUAUACAUGUUAUAAAAGCGAAAAAGGCCGAUAGUGGGGAGUGGAGAUGCCAUAUCGGUAGCAAAUCAGUUCGGUUGGAGACUAUCAAGAAAAUCCGCGUAAGAGUGGUUAGUCAGUUAGCCGCAGUUCAACCAAAUAUUACCGCACAUCUCGGGAAGGCGAUAACCUUAACUUGCGCCACAACUGGAGGCUUUAUCCCGCUAAGUUAUUGUCGAUUUGAACCGCCAAAUGGGAGAUCUUUUAGUAUCGACGAAAGUGUAACAGAUUCCAACCUUAUUCUGAAUAGGUAUUUCUAUCCUAAUAACCGAAGUCUGGACCGAGGAGAUUGUUGUGUAACUAUACGUAAAGUGAAGCCUGAGGAUCAAGGAUUAUGGAUAUGUGGGGCUGGCCUCGAAGAUAGCAAAGAGCAUUUCGACACUAUUACCUUAGAUAUUGAAGGGAUGAACACAAUGUCCACGGCAUCGACAACCGCGGUAACUAUUGGUGGGAUUUUAGUAGCCGUCGCUUUGGGCUUCAUUCUUUACGGGCUGUGGAAGAGAAAGGGAUUAUUAGGAGUUCAAGAAAAUCAGCCUGAAGACAUAGAAAUGAGAACACCACAAACAAGAAGACACGUGCCAGAGGUGGUUGUUGUAUCUCCUUCUACAGCAACUCCUGCCGAGUCUCCACUCAUGUCGAGUACGAGGUCCGAAUAAUGCUUUAAAUGUUCUUUUGUCUGAGAUCAUGGUGUUUGUAGUAUCAGGAUUUGCAUCCCGAAGCCUCUUGUGGGUUGAAGCCAUUAAGCCAAUAAGACGAAGAUUUUAUUAUUUUGUUGACGCAAAUAAAACUCAGUUAUAUUAAAACAUUUUUGGCACGGCUAUUGUUAAAAAUG